Trifolium pratense (red clover) is the source of this 3043-nucleotide messenger RNA. RefSeq lists its product as uncharacterized. The transcript has 8 exons. Bases 184 to 2577 code for a protein of 797 amino acids. Gene Ontology annotation, biological process: negative regulation of DNA-templated transcription. Gene Ontology annotation, cellular component: nucleus. The record is from RefSeq and is a predicted model, not a curated record. Gene Ontology annotation, molecular function: transcription corepressor activity. Lineage: Eukaryota; Viridiplantae; Streptophyta; Magnoliopsida; Fabales; Fabaceae.
AAUCCAAUACACUCCCUUAAUUUUAUGGUAUACAGUUCCUGCGCGUCUGAGAAGAAAACAUAAAACCCUUCUUUUCAGUUUAGGCGAUUGCAGAGGAAGAACAAAAUUUUCGAUUCAAUUCAAGGUUAUUGGUUGAAAAGUGUGUUUGUGUUUGUUUGAAAUUGUGGUGUGGAGGAAGAGAAGAUGGAGGGUGAGGAAGGAGGUGGUGUGAGAUUGAGCAAGAGAUUCAAUGAUGACAAAGGUGGAGGAGAGGUUGAUUAUAAGACGAAAUCGGGUACAGCUUGGAGCCAUAAUUUUCUUAACCAAAAACCGUGGCAUCCUUUGUCGUAUCCUAACCAACGGCGUAAGUGGAUUGCUGAACAAACUCAUGCUCAGCGCGAACGGAAAACUGAAGAGGUUGCUCGUGAGUAUGCUCAGGAGCAAGAGUUUUAUCGCCAGACAGCUCUUAUAUCCAAGAAGGACAAGGAAAAGGUGGAGCUUAUGCAAGCUGUUAGCUUUAUGUAUGUUCGUCCUCCUGGUUACAAUCCUGAAAGUGCUGAGGCUGCAGAGUUGAAUGACGAGAAGAAAAAAGAAGAUAUGGUGAAUAGGGAGCCUACACAAACCAAUCCCGAUGGACCUUCCUCUUCAUUGCCGCCGCAAGGAGAGAAGAAAAAACCGAGGCCAAAAGAUGUUUUCGGCCGUGCUCUACCAACCGAAGAAGAAUUCGAAGUUCUUAAAAAUGCGCCAAGGCUGGAAACAGGAGUUGCAGCAAGGGCAAAACCUUUUGGAGUUGAAAUUCGCAAUGUUAAAUGUUUAAGAUGUGGGAACUAUGGUCACCAAAGUGGUGAUCGUGAAUGUCCCUUGAAGGAUGCUAUAAUGCCAAAUGAGGAAAGUAGAUUGAAAAGAGAUGACCCUUUGAAUGCUAUUCUUGCCCACACAGAUCUUUCCGAGCCUCUAAAAUGGGAGCUCAAGCAGAAGCCAGGAAUCAGUCCUCCUCGUGGAGGGUUUAAACCAGAUGACCCCAACCAGCAGAUAGUUGCUGAGGACGAUGACAUAUUUGAUGAAUACGGAGGUUUUCUCAAUAUGGGCGAUAUCCCUGAUUUAUUGACCAGCUUAUCCAAAAAACCAAAAAAGUCCAAAAAGAAGCACAAAAAGCCACAGCAAGUACAUUCAGAAAAUGAAGCAUCUUCUGAUGAUGGAGGAGAGAGUAGAUCUAAGAAAAAAAAGGAUAAGGCAAGUAAAAAGAAGCGAGAUUAUAAAGAGUCAAGUUCAUCAGAUUCUUCUGUCUCUGAAAAAGAUAAUGGAAAGAGCAGACACAAACAUUCAGAAGUUUCUGCCAGUGACCGAUAUGACCGAAGUAGAAGAACUAAACAAGAGCAUUCACUUUCACCCAAAGGUUACGAUCAUCCUAGGCACAGUAGGAGUGAACAUAGCAACCGAAGGCAUUCCUUUUCAUAUAAGGAGUCUGCUACUGAUGAUUAUGAUGGAAAUUACAAGAUUAGUGAUAAGAAUUCGUAUUCAUCUGAAGAUUCUGAUAGUGACAGGGAUGAUCGAGGUAGAAAGAGUAUGCAAAAGCAUGAGAGGAAACGCAGCAGAAAAAGACAUUCUUAUUCUGAUGAGACGGAUUCUGGGCCUGCUGAUUAUCAUGUGAAACACAAGAGCAGAGAUAAGCGUUAUCGUAAAUCAGAUGAUCAUAAUCAUCAACGACAACCUGAGGAUAAAAGGGGCAGCCAUCAGUAUUCAUCAGCAACCCCUUGCGAUUCUCAAAUGCACAAAGUAAUUUAUAGUCAUGAUCGGUACCGUGGAAGUCAGAAGAGCAGAGCUGAGCAUUCAUAUUCUUCCGAUGAUUCUGAUGUUGAAAAGAAUAGUCGAAAUAGAAGGAUCAAAGGAAAACAUGGAAGUCAGAAGAGCAGAGCUAAGUGUUCAUAUUCUUCCGAUGAUUCUGAUGUUGAAAAGGACAAUCAAAGUAGAAGAAUAAAAGAAAAACGUGGAAGUCAGAAGAGCAGAGCUGAGCAUUCUCAUUCUUCCGAUGAUUCUGAUGUUGAAAAGGACAAUCGAAGUAGAAGGAUAAAAGAAAAACAUGGAAGUCAGAGGAGCAGAGCUGAGCACUCUUAUUCUUCCGAUGAUUCUGAUGUUGAAAAGGAUUAUCGGAGUAGAAGGAUAAAAGAAAAACAUGGAAGUCAGAAGAGCAGAGUUGAGCACUCUUAUUCUUCCGAUGAUUCUGAUGUUGAAAAGAAUAGUCUAAUUAGAAGGAUUAAAGAAAAACAUGGAAGUCAGAAGAGCAGAGCUGAACGUUCUUAUUCUUCCAAUCAUUCUGAUGUUGAAAAGAAUGAUCGAAGUAUAAGGAUAAAAGAAAAACAUGGAAGUCAGAAGAGCAGAGCUGGACGUUCUUAUUCUUCCGAUGAUUCUGAUGUUGAAAAGAAUAAUCGAAGUAGAAGGAUCGACGAAAAACACUGCGGUACCCUUGAGGGUUCUGAACAUCCUGAGUAUGAUACGAGCAAACAGGACACAAAAAAGCAUUCACAUCAUAGAAGUGAACAGAGUUCAGAUCAUUGUGAAAAACAUCAUAAGUUGAGGAGAAGCAGCCACAAGCACUGAAUAGCUCAUUUCAACUCUAGUGAGCAUCACACAAAUUGUGAGAGCAGGCACAAUGUUUCCCAAACCUUCAUAUUAAACAUAUUAAACAUUAUGAAGCUGCCAUGCUCAUCAAACACAUAUUAAACAUAUUAAACACAAUGUUUUCCAAGAGGUUGUCAACAUAUUAAACAUUUUCAUUAUUAUAGUUGCCAUGCUCAUCAAUCUGAUCAUAUGAAGCUGUUUGCUGUAUAAAUAGGAAGCAACAAUCUACCGCACCACGAAUCUGUUGUAUAUCAGUUAUAUGAUAGUAGUGCUUUUUCAGAAGCUCCAAGCCUCCAAUCCGUGUUUGAGAAAGUUGAUUUCACCGUGAUUCUCUUCAACCAACAAGUAACAACUAAAUUACUUUCUCUAACUUGCCUUGAGUUUGAAUAACUGAAUUGUAAUUUUUGCUAUUGUUUUUUAACACUGAAUCAAUUAAAUUGUUGGA